Messenger RNA from Phaeoacremonium minimum UCRPA7, 1911 nucleotides. RefSeq names its product putative mitochondrial rho gtpase 1 protein. NCBI's taxonomy places the organism in Eukaryota, Fungi, Ascomycota, Sordariomycetes, Togniniales, Togniniaceae. The coding region runs from base 1 to 1911 and encodes 636 amino acids. Gene Ontology annotation, cellular component: mitochondrial outer membrane. Gene Ontology annotation, molecular function: calcium ion binding; GTP binding; GTPase activity. Gene Ontology annotation, biological process: regulation of mitochondrion organization; small GTPase-mediated signal transduction; mitochondrion organization. The transcript has a single exon. The record is from RefSeq and is a predicted model, not a curated record.
AUGCCGCUCUUUCCAGGUGGGCUGACUUCCGUUCAAGUGCGCAUCUGUGUCUGCGGCGACGAGGGCACCGGCAAGUCCAGCCUGAUCGCCUCGCUCGUCAAGGAUGUCUUUGUCGCCAACAAGAUCCAGUCCGUCCUCCCUCAGAUCACGAUCCCACCCAGCAUCGGCACCCCGGAGAAUGUCACCACCACCAUCGUCGACACCUCGGCCCGACCCCAGGACCGGACAACUCUGCGCAAGGAGAUCCGAAAGUCCAACGUCAUCCUCCUCGUCUACUCCGACCAUUACAGCUAUGAACGCGUCGCUCUCUUCUGGAUGCCAUACUUCCGUUCCCUCGGUGUUAAUGUCCCCGUGGUGCUGUGUGCGAACAAGUCAGACCUGACCGGGGAUGGAAACACCGCGCAGGUCGUCGAGGAGGAGAUGCUGCCGGUCAUGGCAGAGUUCAGGGAGAUCGAUUCGUGUAUCCGCACAAGCGCGAGGGAACACAGGAAUGUCAAUGAGGUUUUCUUCCUGUGCCAGAAGGCCGUUACGCACCCGAUCGCCCCGCUCUUUGACUACAAAGAAGGGAACUUGAAGCCGGCUUGUGUAGCCGCUCUGAAAAGAAUAUUCUAUCUCUGCGACAAGGACCAGGACGGCUAUCUUAACGACCAAGAGAUGCACGAAUUCCAGGCCAAAUCUUUCGACAAGCCUCUUUCAGCAGAUGAUCUGGAAAAUAUCAAGUUGACUAUAAGCAGGAGCACACCGGAGGCGAAUACGGAGAAGGGUGUAGACCUUGCCGGAUUUUUACAACUCAACAAGAUCUAUGCCGAAAAGGGCCGUCACGAAACGAUUUGGAUCAUUUUGCGCAAGUACCAUUAUGAUGACAGCGUUAGCUUGGAGGACGGGUUCUUGCAUCCCAAGUUUGACGUGCCCGAGUAUGCAUCUGCAGAACUCAGCCCUGCAGGUUACCGGUUCUUCGUCGAUUUGUUUCUGCUCUUUGAUAAAGACAACGAUGGCGGUUUAAACGAUCAGGAGCUUGCUGCCCUGUUUGCUCCCACACCUGGUCUUCCCACAUCUUGGAAGGAGAACUCUUUCCCCUCGUCAACCGUACGCAACGAAGGAGGACAUAUCACCCUCCAGGGCUGGCUCGCACAAUGGAGUAUGACCACUUUCAUGGAGCCUAAGACGACCCUUGAAUACCUAGCAUACCUUGGUUUCGAGUCCUUGAGCCCUAAACAGGGCACUACUACAGCACUGAAGAUAACCAAGGCACGCAAACGGCGGCGGAGACCAGGCAGGGUGGAACGCAAUGUGGUGCUUUGCUACGUCCUAGGAGCAGGUGGCGCGGGCAAGUCCUCGCUACUAGAUGCAUUUCUCAACAGGCCUUUCGACUCUCUGCAUCAUCCCACAAUCCAACCGCGGAGGGCCGUCAACAGUGUCGAACUGCAUGGUGGAAAGCAAUGCUACCUUAUUCUAGAGGAGCUGGGAGAACUCGAGCCGGCCAUUCUGGAGAACCAGGCUAAACUGGACGCCUGCGACUUGAUAUGCUAUACGUACGACUCGUCUGACCCAGACUCAUUCUCUCACAUCGUGGAUUUGCGGAAACGCUUUCCCCAGCUGGACGAGUUACCAGCCAUUUAUACAGCGCUCAAGGCGGACAAAGACAAAACAACUCAGCGCAGCGAGCUGCAGCCGGAUGUCUAUACUUCUGGCUUGAUGAUGAGCACUCCGCUGCACGUCAGUGUGACAUGGAACAGCAUCAGUGAACUCUUUGUCGCCCUGGCUGAGGCGGCGACGAACCCCAGCACGGCCUUCCCGAAGAGCGAGGAGCCACCGCCCGAUAGGACGAGCCUGUACGUUGCGCUUGGAGCGGUGGCAUGCGCGGGCGUUGCAGCGUUGAUUAUUUGGCGCCGGUCGACGAAUUCGGCAUGA